Messenger RNA from Entrophospora sp. SA101, 192 nucleotides. The record is from the annotation of a GenBank genome assembly. Lineage: Eukaryota; Fungi; Glomeromycota; Glomeromycetes; Entrophosporales; Entrophosporaceae.
AUGAAAAAUAUUGAUAUGAACCAUGUAAGAAACAUUUCGAUUCUCGGUAAAAAUCCUUAUUCAACUCGUUACAUUGGUUCAAUUCUGUUAUACAGUGAAAUAUCCGCAUAUCCAGUUACAGAUGGUAGGAAACGAGUGCUUGAUAUUGUACUGGAAUCUAUUCAUUCCGGAUGUCCUAUUUUUCUUGGGUAG